GACGGGAAAUGCUUUGAAUACUUGCGACAUGGCUGCGCGCAUUGAUUGCCGAGAUUGACAGCAGCUCUGGCCAGAUAGUCUUCUCUUGUAUUGAGUGUGUGAGAGAGGGAGAUAAAGAGCAGAUAGGCGAACAAACAAAAGGUACUUGUAGUUUUGGACAAGUGAACUUCGCUAGUCUGCAGGACCCCCCACACCCCUCCCUCCUGCAUGGCCCCGUGAGCGCACUCAACUUCUCGCUCAACAGAUAGUGAUUCUUUUCUGAAAAGUAUAGUCGAGUUUUACGCACGGGAAAAGGACGCACGUUUGUCUUCUCUACUGCUCACAUCAUCAAGACCACUGUUGUGACUCCACCUCGUUGCGCCCCAAACUCCCCCAUGCAGAGUCCAGCCUGACUGACUGUACGGCUGCUGCUUCUGCAGAGAUAACCACACUGCAUCCAGGUUAUUUACAUGAAUUCAAAAUCAACCGACCAGUGAUCGCUGGAAACUGGGGAUUGAGUCUUUCAGUUUUUAACCCCACACGCUGACAUGGAAGGCUUUCUUCGUAGCAGCUUUUUACUGAGCAGAGUCAUGUCUUCAAAGCAAGCCGCAUCUCCUUUUGCCCCUGUGGUUGACGGUGAUGAUGCCAUGAGUCAGGAGCACUUGUCUUGGGAGAAGGAGGAGAGUGCAGAAGCCCAUGGCAUGCCUCAGCUCCCGUUGCACAGUCUGCUCCAUGGAAAAGCCCCUGAAGAAAUGCAGCCACUCAGCAGCGUCCCACAGGAGAGCGACUGGGACAGCCUGGUGUCAGCACAGCAGCGCAUGGAAUCUGACAGCAAUAAAGUAUGUUCCCUGUACUCCUUUCGGAACAAUUCCACUUCCCCACACAAGCCCGAGGAGGGGGCCCGGGAGCGAAGUGACCUGCUGAGCGGAUCAGCGUUUGGAACUCCCGAGCGCCGCAAAGGAAGCCUGGCAGACGUAGUGGACACGCUGAAGCAGAAGAAGCUGGAGGAGAUGACAAAGACAGAGCAAGAUGAGUCCUCGUGCAUGGAGAAACUUCUUUCUAAAGACUGGAAAGAGAAAAUGGAGAGGCUCAACACCAGUGAGUUGCUGGCAGAAAUAAAAGGUACUCCUGAGAGCCUGGCAGAAAAGGAGCACCAGCUCUCCACAAUGAUCACCCAGCUGAUCAGCCUACGGGAGCAGCUUCUCGCUGCUCACGAUGAACAGAAAAAGCUGGCCGCUUCACAAAUGGAGAAACAGAGGCAGCAAAUGGAGCUGGCCCGUCAGCAACAGGAGCAGAUUGCAAGACAACAACAGCAGCUCCUGCAGCAGCAGCACAAAAUCAACCUCCUCCAGCAGCAGAUCCAGGUCCAGGGUCACAUGCCUCCGCUCAUGAUCCCCAUUUUUCCACACGACCAACGCACUCUAGCAGCAGCAGCUGCCGCCCAGCAAGGCUUUCUCUUCCCUCCGGGAAUGUCUUAUAAGCCAGGUGAUAACUACCCAGUGCAGUUCAUUCCAUCUACAAUGGCAGCUGCAGCAGCGUCAGGACUCAGCCCCCUCCAACUUCAGCAACUGUAUGCCGCCCAGAUUGCCAACAUGCAGGUCUCUCCCGGAGCCAAGAUGCCUCCACUCCCCCAACCUCUCAGUGCUAGUGGGCCCAUCUCUCCAUCAUCUCUGAAGAAUGACAAGAGUUCCUCCAGCCCCAUCACUCAAGUCAAGGAGGAGGGAACACAGCCCCUCAACCUGUCUGCUCGGCCAAAGACGACAGAAAUGGUCAAAUCUCCUACAUCCCCAACACAGAGCCUGUUCCCCGGCAGUAAAAGUAGCCCUAAUACUUUUCUUGGCAAGGGUGGCAUCCCUAGCCCACUUGGAGGAGGCCUGGGCCGGGCCUCGUCUCUCGAUAUUUUGUCCAGCCUAAACUCGACUGCAUUGUUCGGGGACCAGGAUACAGUGAUGAAAGCCAUUCAGGAGGCUCGGAAAAUGAGGGAGCAGAUCCAGAGGGAGCAGCUGCAACACCACCAACAGGGCAUGGAGUCAAAGCUGUCCGCUCUCACUUCAGUGGGCCUCAAUAACUGCAGAUCCGACAAGGAGAGGGCACACUUUGAGAACCUUGGGCACCACCUCGGCAAACUGGGAGAGGAGGGGAAGAUCGGCCACAGGGUUAUCGACCUCACCAGGCCAGAGGAUCUCGAUGGAGGCACUGGAACUACUGAGGCGCGAGUCUUCAGGGAGUCCCGAGGACGGAACAGCAAUGAGCCCCAUAUUAAGAGGCCUAUGAAUGCAUUCAUGGUGUGGGCUAAGGAUGAGCGGCGCAAAAUUCUCCAGGCCUUCCCUGACAUGCACAACUCCAACAUAAGCAAGAUUUUGGGUUCUCGGUGGAAGUCAAUGUCUAACCAGGACAAGCAGCCAUACUAUGAAGAGCAGGCUCGUCUGAGUAAGCUCCAUCUAGAGAAGUAUCCAAACUAUAAGUACAAGCCGAGGCCGAAGAGAACCUGCAUUAUCGACGGAAAGAAACUCCGCAUUGGAGAGUACAAGCAGAUGAUGCGCUCCCGGCGGCAAGAAAUGAGACAGUUCUUUACUGUGGGGCAGCCUCCGCAGAUUCCCAUCACCACCAGCUCCAGUAUGGUCUAUCCUGGGGCCAUCACCAUGGCGACCACAACACCCUCACCUCAGAUGACGUCAGAGUGCUCAAGUACCUCGGCGAGUCCCGAGCCAUCCAUUCCCGUCAUUCAGAGCGCCUACAACAUGAAGCUAGAGCCCAGUACCAUGGCGAACAACAGCGAGCCGGUCAACGGCGAUGAUGAGAUGGACAUGUACGAAGAUUUUGAGGAUGAGCCCAAAUCAGACUAUAGCAGUGAAAACGACACGCACGAGCCAGUCAGCGCCAACUGAGAUCUUUUUAACCAAACAGGCCAAUACAGAUACAAGAGUGGUACAGAGGAGGCCCCAAGGGAAGGAAAGAGCAAAAGAACGCAAAAACUACACCAGAAAAGUUUUAAAAAAAACGUAAAAAUACAUAAUUAUGUAUCAAGUGGAAGCGAGCAUGUUGCUGUGGCUUCGAGUCAAAAGCUAUUUGGUCUUAAAUGUUAUUUCAAGUGUGUGAGGCAGUUUGGUAAUUUAUAUUUUUUUGUUUUCUUUUCUUUUUUGUUUUAAUCGCAUUAUGUAUUUUUCAUUGAGAUCAUGGACAUUCAUACAAUUAGUUUAUUGCCUAAAAACAAAAGCUAAAACUUGACGCUAAACGUCUGAUAUGACCCUAUAAUUAUUGCAGCCGUUACCUCAUUUUCCUUUCCAAUUAGAUGAUUUUGCUACUUUACCUAUCUGCUUAAGAUGAGAAUAAUAUUCUCACUCAGGUAUAGUGUGUCAGCCAACAGCUUAAAGAAUGUUUUCAAUUAAGAGACAAAAAAAAAUGACCGGUAUAAAAUAUCUCAAAAUGAUUAUGGAAUGAUUCCAAGUGUAAUCUAUUAUAAUUAUUAUUAUUAUUAUUAUUAUUAUUAUUAUUACAGUUUUUUAUUCAUAUUACCCAGCAUUAGAUUUGAGUGUGGAAGUGCCAAAUCUUUCAAGUUCUUUCAAAAACCUGUAAAGUCUUUGAGGAGAGGCUUUGUAAGUCUCCGACAAUCUCUUCAUCUCUUAAUGCAGCUUCAUUAUCCAGUCUUUCUUUAAUUUACCCUUUUACUUACCCCAGAAUAAACAAAUGAAACUCAGGAACUCAGAGGCAGCAAGCUCGGCAGGAGGUUACAAUAUGUUACAUCUGGGGACGGACGCUUGUCAUGCUAGGGGAGGCCAAUGCAGUGAUCAUCAAUGACAUGGGCCAGCCCUUUCAUUUCCUCAUCCCAAUACAAACAGAACAUCGUGGCAUCCUUCAUUCAUUUCCAGCUCUGCAACCAAGUCUGACUCACCAAGAUCUUAAUCAGAGUGAUUGUAAUCAGGCCAGAACGCUAAAGGGCCAAAGGCCUCCAAUCUGCAGGAUUGGAACAGCAGUGAAAGGCAGCUUUGGUGGCAUUACAAUCUCAAAUUGAUGUUGUACAAUGUGUAGCUGUAAAGCCACAGUACGUUCUGUUAAACACUUUAGCCUCAUUUGGAUGGCAUGUUUAAAGUCUUAAAAUGUAAUUUUUUUAGACAUUGUAAAUCUUAAACUGACACUAAGAAGUCUUAAAAGGGAGCACGGUCAUUGGGUUGAGGCAUUGAGAUGAUUACUGGAGAUGUCAUGAAAGGAAAGGAGUUGACAGUUUGCCAGGACGUCCUUCAACAAAGAGGCUGAAAUCACGUUUGUUUACCCCUCCAUGUAUAUAUGACAAAGCUGACUCAAAACACUAAUUUUUCAUCUUUUUUUUAUUCAGUAAACUUAGAUAAUUUUUUUAAAUCACAUUUGAGCCUUGUAUUAUGAUUUCUAAUAAUCUAUGUAAAGAAGACAAAAUGCAAUGCAGCCAGAUAAAACAACUGGCGGUCAAGGCCUUGAUGUUUAGACUCAGACCCUCUACAGGGCAGAAAGUCUAAGUGGCUCUUCUCCCUGCCAUGCCCUGCUCCGACACUGGUCUGUGGCAACCUCGGCACUCAGGGGGUGCCAUCUGGCUCAGAGAAGGAGAAAGCAGUGGGGAAGGCAGGGAAACAAUAAAAGUGGGGUGUGUGUCUCUCAUUGUGCUCUCCAUCAAAGUGCUGGAAGUAAGACCUCAACAGGGCUCCCACCCUGGUCCAAUCACCAGGCACUGGCGAGCAGAUGGAACAAGUACAUCAAGCUGUGGGGGAUUAUUAAAAUGACUGACGACUGGGUAUCAUCUGAAAUACAGCAUUAUUAAUGCAUGAGUCCAGCUAUUCCCCUCCCUUGCCCUUGAACCUGUCCAUUUCAGAGAGAGCGCAGAGCUUUUUGAAGGAUCUGAAUGGCUCGCCACUGGCCUUAACUGGUCAAAAUCCUCGCUGUUGGUCACUGCAUUUUUCUCCUGGCUCUUAUUGAUACAGAUGGCUCUUUCUAGCUAUUUAGCACUCUUUUAUUCAAAUUGUCAAUACUCAUUUAGUGCUGACUUGCAUUGUUUCAACUUUUUGAAACAUUUAUACAUAAUUCAUGUAUGUUUUAUAAAUCACCUCAUUGAUAAUUCCUAUUUUUUUUUCAUUGCAUCUUUUCUACAUUGUUUUAAUUUUUAAGGUACAAACAAUUUAAGGAUGCUCUUCUACAAACAAACUUAAGUGGAUUUCCCUCCUACUCAACCAGUUUGGUAUUUUUAAAGUGUUUGCUCUUGUUUGCAGGUGGUUAGAUUGAUUUGUAUGUGAUUGUAAAUAAUUUCAUGACCAUGCCAAACUGCUUUACUUGGCUGUUGGUUGAAAAAGACUCUUCACAGAAGUGAAACUUGACUGUGCUUAUAUUGCAAAAAACACAUGUUAAAAAAGGAGAAAAAAAUUUUAAAAAAUGACAACAUGAACUCAUAAAGAGACAAUGUUUCAGAAGUGUUAUAAGCACUGGAUAUAAAUUGUAUUUUUAUUGAUUCUGAUCAAUGUGAAGCUGUUUGAGGAAAAAAAAAACACCAUGAAUGAACAAAUUCCCCCAGCUGGACUCAAGUGGGUUUUUCUGUCACAGUUACCAGAUUUGAGUCUUUUUUUGUCUGUUUGUUUGUCUUCUUAUUUUGUGUAUUUAUGCAAAGACACGUGUGAGGAAUGAACACUUUGUUUAAGCUUCAGGGCUGCCUUGGGGAGAGACUUGGCACAAAAAACAGUGAGCAGAAAUUCAACAGCAGGCUCUGAGAGCCACAAAUACCAGAUUUCAGUGCAUUGAAUAUUGUAUUUGAAACUGUAUCAGCAUAUAGUAUUUAUUAUUAGCCGCUAACGGCUCUAAAAUUGUUAUUAAAACAUCAACAUGGACAAUCAGAGAAAUUGGGGAAAAAAAAGGAAUUGGAGAUAAAAAACAGUUUUCAGUGAAUUUACAAUCUCAUUUCAUUUAAAUGUAAACAACAUAGUAAAUAUAUUUUUCCAGUGCUUAAAUAUGAGUUAUGUAUUUGACUGUUUUUUUCUUUUCUUUUUUCUUUUCUAUGUGUUUUAACAUCGGACAAGUCACUGUACCUCAUGUAGAUGCUGAUUUUAAUUGUGUUAUUAUUAUUAUUUUCUUCUGCUAAUUGGAAGACAGCUGUAUCGGUCCUGAGGUAGAGAGAAGGAUCUCACUUGUUUAAGUCUAACUAUUCAGCACACCAAUAGAAACUAUUCUCGUAAAACUAAGGUACUAAUUCAAUCAAAAAGCACUUGGUGUAACAGAAUUAUUGAACAAUCUUUUUUCAAUCAUGAUACAAUCUAAACGGUAUGCUGUGUAUCCUCACUUGUGUUUCUUAGAGCGUCCGUAUGUUGAGAAGCCAACAUCUUCUUAAAAAAUUGUACAUGCAUUUGGCUCUCAUCAACAUCAUUAUAAUAAACAAUGGUGGUUUUUUAUUUUUACUUUCUUUUCAUUUCUUUUUUUUUUUUUUACAAAUGACUGUUUCAAAUGCAAGUAAUGUAAUAUUCUUUAAUGUGGGAGUGUGCAAGUAUUUAUUUGUUUUAAUGUGGCAAAAUGUAUAGACAUAUGGCAUUCUCUAGUUCAAGCUCACUUUGCCAUUUUUUUUGUAUUCUGCCAUUUUAUUUUAUUUUUUUAUGAACAUGACUACGACUAUCUAGCCAGCCGCAAACGUGACUUCACCCUCACAAAUUGUUCCUCUUCGUCCACUUGACAUACAAAUGGUUUGAAUGAACCGAAGACAAAAAGCUUCUUUGCUGUUUCAACAUUACUGUAAUUUGAUUUUUUUUCCCUUUUUUUCUGAACUUUGUGAUGUAUAUGGUGGGAAUGUUCUCUGUGUCUCUGUGUUAAUUUAAUCAGCACAAUUCACUGACAUGCUGGACUGACAUGCUAGCUGCUGUUCAGAAGUGUAAAAAUUUGUUGUUCAGGGCAACAUGUUUUUUGUUGCCUUUGGUACUCUGCUUUUUAGAGUUGUUCUUUUAAGCAACACACUGUGUGGGGCUCUGCUAUCACUGGAGCCACUGUUUUGAAAUCGCUGGCAGCCUGAAACUAUUUUCUGCAUAGAAAUCCUUUUUUUUUCUCCCUCUCCUGGCAGGUACAGUACCUUGGCCCACAGCAAGUAUUGUUUGGGUGUUAUUAGAGAAAAUGAAAUACAUAGUGUCUGUUGCUGCUUUUAAAAAAAAAGUUUAUGUCUGAAUAUGUAAAUAGUUUAUCAUAAUAUCUUGUACAGUUCAAUGUAAAGUUUUUAAUUCAACUUAAAAAAAUGUUGCCAUCACAUUUGUGUUCACAUUCUUCUUUAUACAGAACAGAAGGUCAAUUAUUUGCUAGGGGGUAUUAUUCCAUAAAAAGAAAAAAAAAAAGAAAGAAAAUGUUACUUAAGUUUUGCUUAAUGUUUGUUUUGUUUUGCUUGGCUUCAAAGUGUACACCAGCAAGUCUUUGGUUUCCAUGUGCAGUAUUGAUGUGAGGUAUACUUAAGGUGAAUAAUUUUACAUUGGUAUGUGUGGAGAGCCCUCUCCUUGGCUUUGGUAGAUUUAAUACACUAUAUUAGGUAAAAACAAACAAAUGAUUGACACCAGUGGGUGCAUCUUGGCACCAUAGCAAUGUUUAUACUGUAAAUGAUUAAAUUAUCCCCACAGGAUGACUCGAGACAUCUUAUAACAGCAUUUUCGGUAUGUCUCGGCCCACUGUAUCAAUGCAGCGGUGGACUGAAUAACUGCCUGUUUUAGCUCAUUUACCUCAAGAUUUUCCCUCCUUUUCUGUAAAAGAGACAAAAAAUUGUGUUGCGAAAAGCUUCUCACAUCACUCCAUCUUUUGUACUGCUGUUGACACUUACAAAUUAAA
Messenger RNA from Cololabis saira (Pacific saury), 7782 nucleotides. It is a transcript of the gene sox6, whose product is annotated as SRY-box transcription factor 6. Gene Ontology annotation, molecular function: RNA polymerase II cis-regulatory region sequence-specific DNA binding; DNA-binding transcription factor activity, RNA polymerase II-specific. Lineage: Eukaryota; Metazoa; Chordata; Actinopteri; Beloniformes; Belonidae. Bases 528 to 2867 code for a protein of 779 amino acids. Gene Ontology annotation, cellular component: nucleus. The record is from RefSeq and is a predicted model, not a curated record. Gene Ontology annotation, biological process: central nervous system development; regulation of transcription by RNA polymerase II; positive regulation of chondrocyte differentiation. The transcript is spliced from 18 exons.